This is a messenger RNA of Medicago truncatula (barrel medic), 2093 nucleotides long. Its product is annotated as zeta-carotene desaturase, chloroplastic/chromoplastic. Bases 191 to 1930 code for a protein of 579 amino acids. Gene Ontology annotation, molecular function: 9,9'-di-cis-zeta-carotene desaturase activity. The record is from RefSeq and is a predicted model, not a curated record. The transcript is spliced from 14 exons. Gene Ontology annotation, biological process: carotenoid biosynthetic process; carotene biosynthetic process. Gene Ontology annotation, cellular component: chloroplast. Lineage: Eukaryota; Viridiplantae; Streptophyta; Magnoliopsida; Fabales; Fabaceae.
UCACAAGUUCUAAUCCACUCUCAACUAACAAACUAAACUAGCAGACAAAUUCAGCAAUCCCAGCAUCUCCUCCCAACAUACGUAGCCAGAUACCCUUCUCUUUCAUCUUAUUCAUAAAAACAUAAGUUAUAACAAAACAAUAGUGCUUAAUUCUCUUUCCUUUUUCCAACUAAGUCGGUUUUCAUAUCCGAUGAUGACUUCUUUAAUUCAUUGUCCUGCAACUUCACUCUCUACAACCCGACCUGGAGAUUCUGUUGCCUUCUUUGUUCCCUCCCGUUUUACUAAGACCCGUAGCUACAAGCCUCGAGUUCGUUGUUCUUUGGAUUCUAAUGUUUCCGACAUGAGUACCAACGCACCAAAAGGACUAUUUCCUCCGGAGCCUGAACAUUAUCGAGGACCGAAGUUGAAAGUUGCUAUCAUUGGAGCUGGGCUUGCAGGCAUGUCAACGGCAGUCGAACUCUUGGAUCAAGGACAUGAGGUGGAUAUAUACGAGUCAAGAACUUUUAUUGGUGGCAAAGUUGGUUCUUUUGUUGAUAAACGUGGAAAUCACAUUGAAAUGGGAUUGCAUGUUUUCUUUGGUUGCUACAACAAUCUUUUCCGACUAUUGAAAAAGGUGGGUGCGGAGAACAAUCUACUUGUGAAGGAUCACACUCACACCUUUGUAAACAAAGGGGGUCAAAUUGGAGAACUAGAUUUUCGCUUCCCAGUUGGGGCUCCAUUACACGGGAUAAAUGCAUUUUUGACCACAAAUCAGCUUAAGACUUAUGAUAAGGCUAGAAAUGCUGUGGCUCUUGCACUGAGUCCAGUUGUCAGAGCUCUUGUUGAUCCAGAUGGUGCAUUGAGGGACAUAAGGAAUUUGGAUAGUGUUAGCUUUUCAGACUGGUUUAUGUCCAAAGGUGGCACACGCACAAGUAUUAAAAAAAUGUGGGAUCCAGUUGCCUAUGCCCUUGGGUUUAUUGACUGUGAUAAUAUCAGUGCCCGUUGCAUGCUUACCAUAUUUGCAUUGUUUGCCACAAAAACCGAGGCUUCCCUUUUGCGGAUGCUGAAGGGUUCACCAGAUGUUUAUUUGAGCGGCCCUAUCCGGAAGUACAUCACAGAUAGAGGGGGCAGGUUCCAUCUAAGGUGGGGAUGCAGAGAAGUACUUUAUGAUAAAUCUGCUGAUGGGAGCACUUAUGUUACAGGACUUUCCUUGUCAAAGGCUACUGAGAAGAAAAUUGUGGAAGCCGAUGCUUAUGUUGCUGCCUGUGAUGUCCCUGGAAUUAAAAGGUUACUCCCAUCAGAGUGGAGGGAAAAGGAGUUUUUCAAUAACAUAUACGAACUUGUUGGAGUUCCUGUGGUCACAGUGCAACUCAGAUACAAUGGUUGGGUUACAGAGUUGCAGAAUCUAGAACUGUCAAGGCAACUGAAGAAAGCUACUGGGUUAGAUAACCUUCUCUAUACUCCCGAUGCAGAUUUUUCUUGCUUUGCAGACCUUGCACUCGCAUCUCCUGAAGAUUAUUACAUUGAGGGACAAGGAUCAUUGCUCCAAUGUGUUCUGACGCCAGGAGAUCCAUACAUGCCCUUGCCAAAUGAAGAAAUUAUUUCGAGAGUAGCAAAACAGGUUAUAUCAUUGUUCCCAUCAUCUCAAGGUUUAGAAGUGACUUGGUCAUCCGUUGUUAAAAUUGGACAAUCUCUGUACCGUGAGGGACCUGGUAAAGAUCCAUUUAGACCUGACCAAAAGACACCAGUGAAAAAUUUCUUUCUUUCUGGCUCUUACACAAAACAGGAUUACAUAGACAGCAUGGAAGGUGCAACCUUAUCUGGUCGGCAAACUUCAGCCUAUAUCUGUGAUGCGGGGGAAGAAUUGGUGGCAUUGCGGAAGGAGCUUCUUGCACAGUCUAAAGACGACAUUAAAUUUACAAAUACUAAAGAUGAAUUGAGUCUAGUAUAAGAGGAAUUUACGGAUAAGGUAGUCAAGUUAUAUGAAAUUUGCAGGAAAGGUAGUCACGUUAUAUGAAGUAAUCCUGUUCUUUGUGCGUGUAACAUUUUAUGUUGUAUAUUUAAUCCAAACGCAAUUAUAAAAUUGUUAGUAUUGCAGCAAGUGGUGUUGUUUA